This is a messenger RNA of Callithrix jacchus (white-tufted-ear marmoset), 10709 nucleotides long. RefSeq names its product lipid droplet associated hydrolase (gene LDAH). NCBI's taxonomy places the organism in Eukaryota, Metazoa, Chordata, Mammalia, Primates, Cebidae. The record is from RefSeq and is a predicted model, not a curated record. Gene Ontology annotation, cellular component: lipid droplet. Gene Ontology annotation, biological process: lipid storage. Gene Ontology annotation, molecular function: lipase activity.
UCCAGGAUCAGCUUGCGGCGCGGUGCUGUGACGUCACCGGAAGCCGGCACCUCCGGUCCGGUGCAGUCUUCCCAGGACCCUCAGGGAGAACCGGCUGCCUAGUAGGCGGACAGAAAUGGAUUCCGAACUCAAGGAAGAAAUUCCUGUGCAUGAGGAAUUCGUUUUGUGUAGUGGAGCCGAAACCCAGGUUCUAAAGUGUGGGCCCUGGACUGACUUCUUUUAUGAUCAAAGUGUCAAAAGACCUAAGCUGCUUAUUUUCAUUAUUCCUGGUAACCCAGGUUUUGCUGGCUUUUAUGUGCCAUUUGCAAAGGCUUUAUACUCUUUGACAAACAGACGCUUUCCAGUUUGGAUUAUCAGUCAUGCUGGGCAUGUGCUGGCUCCAAAAGACAAGAAGAUUCUUAAAACAUCAGAGGAUUCAAAUGCUCAAGAAAUUAAGGACAUCUAUGGCCUGAAUGGACAAAUAGAGCACAAACUAGCUUUCCUGAGAACUCAUGUGCCAAAGGACAUGAAGCUUGUGCUCAUUGGCCAUUCAAUAGGCAGCUAUUUCACUCUUCAGAUGCUGAAGCGAGUCCCUGAUCUCCCAGUGUCCUUGCUCUUGCAGGAACAGUGGUGAAAAGGAGAAACAAAGAUGGAACAUGAGCUUAACCUACUUUAUUUGUGGAGACGUAACUGAAACUGAUUAUAGAGUUUUCAGAAAGACAUGUGAAGCUGUGUUUUAUCUUCUUAAAAAGGGUGUAGGCUAGAAAAUAAUGUGUGCAAUAAAUUGUCCAAAAGGUCACUUAUUUUGGGGGAUGGUGGGAGCAGUGAACAUCUGCAUGAUUUUUAAAUUAUUAUUCAGAAGCAUUAUCUGGUUUCAAUUAACUACAUUGUUGAAAUUCCCCACCCCAUCCCCAGCCCUCAUUAAACACCUGGGUCAGUGAAUAUUAGUGGUGUGAUCCCAGCCAAAGUGUCGAAAUUUCAGUGUCUCUGGGCUGUGCUAAGACACCAGAGUGCCUGCAUGCCUGAAGUUAGCAUGACAUGCUCCAUUUAAGAUGCAUUUGACAAAUAAGUUUGUGUAAGCCAGAAUGUUACAAUCCUUAAUCAUUUUGCCAAAAAUAAGUUAGCUAUUAUGUUUUAUAACAUAUGAAGUGUGAUAAUAAGAAACUUGUGUUUCCAUCUCUUCUGUUAUUUUUACUGGAAUAUUUGACUCGUAAGAUUUUGAGGACAUAUGUGUAGUUUAGUAGCUAGCUGGUUUAUUUAGUUUUAUUUUGGUUCAGCUCUUUACAAUAUUUUCAUAACUAAUUAUAGACAACUUGGUCUUAAAUAAUUUUAAGACACUUAUUGUAUAUGUCAGAUAUGUUGUCUGACCUGUAUUUUAAUAUACUAAAAAAAUGUCCAUUUAAAAAAAAUCUGAUAUUUAAAAUUAUUUAUCUAAACAAAUUCCAUACAUAGAAUUAGAGAUAUUCUUCAUAUAUUUUGAAAGUAAUGCUCAAUAUAGGGAAUUUAAGGAGAAACUUGAGCAAAUAGGUAAUUGGAAGACUGUUAAAUAAUAACUAUCAUGACUUAUAAUAAUAAACAUAAUUGUUUUUAGAGUUAUAGGAUCUUAGAACUGAGAUAGGCUUUAGAGACAAUCUGACCCCAUCUUUCAUUUUAUCAAUGGAAAGUGAGAGAAAGGUCUCUUGCCAGGAUUCAGCCUUGGUUCUGAAUCUGGGGUGGGGUAUACUGGUAUUAGCUGUGAGUAUAAAAAGAAUCUCAGAAGGUAUCGAUGGGUAUCGAUGGCUCCUUCAGCCUGUGGAUGAUCGCAGUCUGCGUGUCCUGCAGUGCAUCUAACUGCUAGGUUUGUGUGGCUCAUUGUGUUGGUGCUUCAGGAUACGAAACCCCUGAAAGCUCUAACAAUUUCAGGGUUGUAUGUUGGCGUGAAGGGAGACUAAUACAGAGGGAGAAAAGUAGUCAUCUUAUCCCCACUAUCUAGAAUCUUCUUUCUCUUAUCAUCAACCCUCUAUAUGUUAAAAAUGUGUCACCUGAUUUUGCCAGUAAAUCUUUUCCAUAAAGUUCAGUUCAGUGAUUCUGCACUGAGUCUUGGGGUGAACUUCAAGUAAUAUAACUUUAAUUCUCCUCCAAUAAUUUAUAUAACCUUUAAUGAUAACAUGCCCUCCUCUUCCAGGCAUAUCAGAUCCUUCAUAAACUUAAUUUUUUAAAUUAUUUGGCCUUCAUGUUUUCUUUGUGUGGUUGGCAAAAAUGUCUUCUCUCUGAAUGAAAUUUCCAGAAUACUUAUAAAGUCACUCCUUUAAGGACCUGUUUUUUCCAACCGGAUAAAAAUUUGUCUAAAAUAUAUUAUUUGUUUAUCUGCCUUCUUCAGCAAUACGAAUUGACUAUGGAGGAAUUUUUCUGUAGUUAUUUCAGGGCAGUGGUAAUAACACCAUUAUUUGAAUAGUGUUGUGCCAGAAUAAAAUGUAAUGAAAAGGAAUGUGCCUGUAUCCUGAAAUGUCUUAAGUGAUCAUGUUUCUUCAUUAAAAAAAAUGGUUCCUGUGUGUCUAUUUUAGUUUUUCUAUCUCCCCUCUCAGUGUUAAGUACCCCUUCUUUUCCCUACUUCUAAUUUAUUGCUACUGAUUUGCUAUGGGCAGAGAAAACUGAUAACCACAUUAUCAUCUUUUUCAAUAUGAAUGAACAGGUCCUAAAUAAAGAUAAAUGAGUAAAAUUGACAGCAUUAAACGUGUGGGUAUUGUUAUCACUCAUAGCCUUUUUUCUCUUACUUCUUUUGAGAUCCUCAAAAAGGAUGCUUUAGGGCACUUUAAAACUCAAAAUUUUAGAGACUCAAAUGCAACUACAGCUGAGAAUCUUUCAAAACUUUACUAAAAGAAUUAGAAUAGCAUGUUAAUCAUGUAUAUGUUGAUUCAGGAAUAUACCUUAUCCAUACUAGGGAAAAAUAGCUUCAAUGUUCUCUAACAAUGAGAUUAUUGAGACUGUAGUUUACUUACACUGUUCUGCUGAAACUUCAUGUCUGCUGUCAAAGUUAGACAUGCUUGUAAGAAGUAUUCAUAUAAUGUCACUCACUGUGUUCAACAGUUGAGAUAAUCUAGAGGGGGGGAGAAGAAUAGGAAAUAACUCAUUUGUCAUAGUAAAUUUUGUCAGAGUCCUGUCCCUCGAUUAAGUGACAAGACAUGAAAUGCAAAAUGAGGCAGUACUCUAAGGCUCUGAAUAUUUUGUGGAGAGAGGUGUCUUCUACCUUGGAAGCUCAGAAAAAGCUUCCUGGAAGAGCUUCAGGGCCACUGAAGGAGUUGUGUCUGGAAGUAGAGGAUUUGAUAUGGUGGCAUGACGGGGGGUGGUUACUGUGCACUCUAAGCAAGGGGACAGCAUGAAGAGAAAGAGUUUUUAUCACUGGGCACAGAGAGAGGGCAGUAGGUGUGGGACUGGGUUGCAGCAGAGUGUGCCUGGAGGGAUCAGUCAAGACGUGAGAUUCCAGGUCAAUAGAGAUAGAUGACAAGCUGGGCUAGGGAGUGUGGAGUCAUUUUCUGGACAGCAGAAAGCCAUGAAGGAUCUCUGAUGAUAGCAGUCAUGCAUCAGAUAAAUGAAUCUCUCCAAGAAAAGGAAAAUGAGAGGGAGAGAGAAAAAGUGCUGUAUGAAAAGUGAACAUCUAGGUGACAGGAAAGUUUACUAGUCCAAGCAAGAAAUAAUAAAGACAGUGUAAGGGAUAAAGUUGCCCAGGGAUAUUGUUGAGAAAAGAGAGAGGUCAUAGAUGUAUAUUGAGAUUAUUACUUUAUUUGCCAUAAAGGGGUGUUACAGGAUCGUUGAAGUGUUGCUUUUCUGCUGGAAACCUGUGGCUGGUGGUACCUUUGCCUGAGUUUUGCUUGGGCCCACUGGGCUCAUUGACCCCACUCUGCCUGACAGGCUACACUCAGCUCAUGCUGAUGACCUGGAUCCCAUGCCUCCAAGGGAGACUAGGGUUGGGCGUGGAGUGAUGGGUUGCAUAUGAGCGAGCGUGAGGUCUGACCACUGCACAGUCAGAUAUGCUGCUGUGAGGCAGGCAACUCCAGGUGCCAGCAUAGGUACCAGCUUUCUGCAAGGCUGUGGCUGGACCAGGCGCACCGCAGGCAGCUUCCCCAGCUGGCACUAGGGAAUGCGGCGGCACCCAGAAGCUUAGAGAUGCCAGGAACCACAGGGCCCCAAAGAGGGAGUCACAGCUGUGGCUAGGGAAACUCCCAAGUCUGGGCUUCCUGAAGAGCUGCAGCUUUUCUCUCCUUCUCUUCACCCGCAACAUGGCAAGCAGUGGGCAUGUUUCAGUCCUGUUUGUGUAACAGAAACUCUUUUAGCCUCACCAUUUGUCAAGUCCUGCGUUCUUGUCCUGUGACCAGGAAGAAUAAGGUAUGAAGACAAGUGGAGGGUGAGCAAGACAUAGAGGAGCUUUAAUUAAGCAAUAGAACAGCUCAGAGAAGACUUGCAGUGGACAGCUCCUCUCUAGCCAGGGUGUCCCAAUGAGUGGUCAGCUCCGAGCAGAGAGGGUAGCUGCUCUCUGCAGCUGUUCAGCCUGACAAGUAUAUAGCUCUCAGCAGAGACAGCAGCUCCUCUCUGAGGCUGGUCAUCCCAUCCUGCAGCUCUUGGCAAAGAACUAGAAUAGGUGGCUCCUCUCUACAGGUAGGUUUUCCCUUUCUCUGCCUCUCUUGGCAGAGAUUGUAGCUCCGUUCUGCAGCAGGUCGUCCCUUUGUCUCUCUGUCCUCUGCUCUGCUCUGGCUGAGCCCAGGUCUUUGAUGGGCCUCAGAGGGAAGGAAGUGACCAUUAAUUCAUCCAUGGGCAGCCAUGAGUGGGUCCAGAAAGAGCACCACAAGUCCCCCAUCCUGGUACAUGGGACUAGCAGCCUGCCCCCUUGCCUUCAGGCCCUCUGUGGCCUGAAGGUAGUGCUUCGUCAGGGAUGCUUCCCCUUCUGCCCAAUAGCCCAUCUGCCUCCUGCCAGCAUCCCUGGUGCCCAGGUUGCUCAUACCAGCAGGCAUCUGCAGGCCAGUGCUGAGCUACUCUCAGCACCCUCCCUUGACCUCCCCCACAUGCUUAUCAGUACCUGAAGUCCAGAGAGGGCUGAGGUAGCAGGGAGCUGGCAUGUUAUUGCUGCCUCAAGUGUGCACACACCUGGUUGGGCUAUGACAGUGCCCAGGCUCGACCUCAACUCUACUCCAAAAUCAGAGCAGGUACCAGGAGCAGGGAGAGGCCAGGCAGGAGCAGGCUUCUCCAAGCCUUUAAAGGCAAGGGGAGGACAGAGAGUCUUGGGUCCAAAGCCCUGACUUGGGCUUCUGCCUGCUCCUGGCUCUAGUGGCUUUGUGGAGCAUGAAGCCCAGCUGCACCUGCUCAUAGCCUGGGGCAGGGGCUCCAGGUCCUCGCUGGGCCUAGGCCAGUGUCAGGACAAGGGCAACAUCACAAGCUCCCCCAAUGGCCCUGGCAUUCAGGGGCAGCUAGGAGCUCCCCCUUGCCCAGAUUGUGGCCCUACCAAAUGCACACCUCCAGGAGUGGAUUGCAGGCCCUGGCCUGGCCAUCAGGAGUGUCAGGCCUGGUGGUCACCCUGAUGCAGGGCAGACCCUGGGGACAGAGCCCCGGGUGGCCCUGUGCAGAGCCUCAUCCCAAGGCACAGGGACCCUGCACCACUGGCUGGUCUCCAAAGCGGGCGUUGCAGUAAGCUCCCUCAGGGAAAUGGGGCCGCUGCCAUCAGGAAGAGGAGGAGAAGGAGGAGGAGGAAGUCAGAAAGAGGCAGAAGGUAUAAUAAUUUUCUAAACUAUUGGCUGUAAUCUGUUCGUGGAUCCCCAAAUCACUUCAGUGGGUUGCAACCAAUGGAUCAGUCAAGACAGAGUGGACUGCACUAUAAUAACACAACAAAGUUGUGGCUUUUAACAACAAAGAUUUGUUCCUUGUUCAUGAUGCAAAUCCUCUGAGGGUAGGCUGCCCCUAUGAAGAUCUCUAUGCAGGCUUUCUCCAGAAUCCAGAUUGAUGGAGUAGUGUCUAUCUGGAAUAGUCAAGUCCCGUGGCAGAGGAUCUAAAGGGAAUAGUGAAUCACACCUGCAUUUUAAAACCUCUUCCUGGAAGUGAUGAUUGUCACUCCUCAAAUUUUGUUUGACAGAGCAGAUCAUAUGACCAAGUCAGCCAUCUGUGAGGCUGUGAAGUACAGUUCUCCCCAGAGAAUGAAAGCAUAUGUUUGUGACCAAUAAAACAGUGUUUUUAAACAACGUAUAAUAAAAUAGAGGAAAAUAGAAUAGAAUAAAAAUAUAUUGUAGUAAAGGCAUUAUGAAACUUUUCACUUUUUAUGAGUGUGUGUUGAUAACUUAGAUUACAAUGUCAAAUGUACAUCUCUCUGUGAGUCAAGGUUAAAAAAAGUUUGAAAAGCAUUCAUCUGGACUACAGUACACCACAGCAGCUAAGAACAGAGCAAGAAUGUCAAGAAAGGGGUAGAUAUAUGGAGGAUUAAAGAUGGUCACAGAUUUUUUUUUUUUUUUUUGUCAUUCCUCUCUUAAGAGAUGAAGCCUGUUUCCCUUUCCCUUUAAAUUUAGGCCAAGCAUGUGACUUGCUUUUACCAAUAAGAUACAGUGGGUACUUCUUUCUGGUACCUUCAAGUCCAGGCCUUAAGAGGACUGGGAGCUUCUGUUUCCUUCCUCAGAAGCCAGCUACCAUGUAAGAAGGCCAACUGCCCUGAGACCACGAGGCUGAGAGAAAGCCCAAGCUAGCUAUGGAGGAUCAUGAGGCACCAGGCCUGAGUCAAACCUUCUUGCGCCUUCCAGCCCAUCUCAGCCCAGCCCAUCCACCACUGAAUGCAGCCAAGUGAGUGACCCCAGCCCACAGCACGUGGAGCAAAAGUACCAUCCAACUAAGCCCUACUCGAGUACCUGACCCACAGAAUUGUGAGAAAGGAUAAUCAUUGUGAUUUUAAAUCGUAAGUCUAGAGAUGUUAUGUUAUAUAGCAGUAGAUAAUUUAAACAAGGUACAGGGUUGAGUGUAACACAUGUUGACGGCUUCAGGCUUCUAGAGUAAAAAGUCCUUGAUGACCUGGAAGACAGACUUUUUAGUGAAAUAAUAGGACAAGAGGGUUGCAGGAAGUUAGGUGAUAAAUGGAUAGUGAUUCCAUUGGCCAGUGAAGGGGAGAAAAACACAGGAUAAUUUAAGGAAGAAGCUGGUCAAGGGAACUUUUUUUCCCUAUAAUUGGGGGAGAAUUUAACUUAUGCUGAGGGGAACAGCCCAAGCACAGAUGUUGAAGAUGAAAGACAUAGGAACUUUUCUUGGAACAGGUUUCCUUCCAUUGGUCUUUUAAGUCUACAUACUUGAAAACUUGGAAAAUUGAAUUUUUCUUAAUAUUUGUAUCUUUGCAUAGUGGUUUCCCUUUUUCCUGGGGUGUAAGGGGGAAUGUAUAUUACAUAUUUGGUUCUCGUUUUCCAUCUAGAAAAAGUCUAGCUCAAUUUUUAAAAUUGAUGUUAUUGUCAUUACUAACAGUGAAUAUUACCUAACAUUGAUUUGAAAUUUACACACAUGUUCACAUGAAACGAGUUGUUUUAACAAUCUGAUUUUUUUCAUGUUAAAGAUGAGACUGAAGUGCCAAGGAGUCAUGUGUCCAACUCAUAUGUCAACUAGUAGAAAGUAGCAGAGCAGGGACUUUGUAUUCUGUUUUCUAAUUUCCCGUUUACCUGUUUUCUAGGUGAGUUAAUUAGAGAGGUGAUGAUUACAAAUGGUCAGAGUAAGUUGCUUUUACAAACCACCAAACUAUUUGGCCUAAACUUAAAAUUUCUAUUUUUGCUUUUUUUUUUUUUGAGUUGGAGUUUUGCUCUCGUUGCCCAAGCUGGAGUACAAUGGCGCAAUCUCAGCCCACUGCAACCUUCACCACCUGGGUUCAAGAGAUUCUCCUGGCUCAACCUCCCAAGUAGCUGGGAUUACAGGUGCGCACUACCCUGCCUGGCUAAUUUUUUUGUAUUUUUAGUAGAAACGGGGUUUCACCGAGUAAGCCACAGUGGUCUCGAACUCCUGACCUCAGGUGAUCUGCCCCCUUUGACCUCCCAAAGUGCUGGAAUUACAGGCCUGAGCCCGUGCCUGGCCUGUUUUUAAUAUUUGAGUUCUUCAAAUACACCAGGAGUGCUUUAGUAAGAAGCAGGUGAAUGCAUUGCGAGGAGUUCGGAGAGAAGAGAGAAAUGACAGCAUAUGUGAGUGUUCUGGAGCAUAGGAGAUAAAGGGAGCUGUUAAGGCCUGGACCAAGGGCAAAAAUGAAACUGAAGAGAUAGUAAAUCAGAGUCCUAGAAUUCAGCUGGGGACAGAAGGAGUAUGAAGGAAAUUGAAGUAUUCUGCAAACACAAUGCAUAGCAGUUUGGCAAUUACCUCUAUGUGACCCAUUAAUAAAUCCUGCUGUGUGAAAAACACAGGCUUAGACAAUCAGCAACUACUCUGAUUUGUGAAAGAUAUUCCAUUUCAGAAAACAGUUGAUCUCUUACCCUAAGAAAAGUUUGUAUUGUAUAUGAUGAAAUGCUUUUUUUCCAGUCACUUAUGCAUUUAUUUAAAUAUAUAUGUAUCUGUACAUGUGUGCGCACACACACAUUAUCUUUUCUGAAUUACCCAGGAGAAACCUUGCUAAUAAAAACUAGACACAUGGACAGUUUCAACUUUUCAACUUCAGCCAUUUUUAGUUAUCUGCUUAUUUUUUUAAAUCCUGAAAUUGCUUUCAAAGUGGAAAAAUUGUGUGGGCUUUUUUCAUCUUUUCAUAACUCAAAAACGACUUAAUAUGUUUUUCUGAAACUUCGCAAAGAAAGAAAAAAAUCACCUUUGGGCUGAAACCAAGCAUGGAAAAUUUCACCACAAAGGGCUAAUUUUUUGGAAAGCUGCAAGAAAGUGAAAACAGGACUUUAUAAUAGAGCAUUCUUCAUGCAUGUUAAUACUUACUGCUUUAUCUAAUGCAUUUCAUCUGAGAAUUCCAGAACACUUUUCAGAUUUAAAUAUUGAGCCAUUUUAAUAUUUGUGUACCCAUGAUAUACUGUCAGAUGUUAAAAAGUUCCCCCAUCCUCUCAGAUGUCCAGUAGCUUGGGAAUUAGUGAGAUGCGUUUAAAGUGACAGGUAGGGCAAAUGAAGUUAAGUGACUGCUGGACAGAGAAAGCCAUGUAUUUGCCGCCCAAUACAUUUUAUCACUACCUCUUCUUGGCCCAGGAGUACUGUAGUUGUAAGUAAAAUACACUAGGCACUAAUUUGAAUAAGCCAGCAUGCCUCAAAGUAGUAUCAACAUCACUUGUGAUCUUGUUAGAAAUGCAAAUUCUUGUCCCUCUCCACACCCCGAGUGGUGGGGCUUACCAACCAGCACUUAACUAGCACUGCAGGUGAUUCUGAUACAUGCUUAAGUUUGAGAACCACCUACCUAAGCUUUCCAAAAGCUUGGAACAGAACACAUUGAAAUGCUCUGGACAAUUAAAUCUGUUCUUGGUCUUUCUGUGAUGCCCGCUCUGUCUUCUCAUAUCCCUUGGAAGCAGGAGGAAUACGAAUCAAAUUCUCUGAAGGAAAGGUCUUCUAUAUUAAUGUGUUCUAGCUCUUUCCACCUAUGAUGUUGUCUAUUAGCACAGAGACUCCCUUGAGUGAAGAUGCUGAUAUCAGCUUGUAUCAAGAUGUAUUUUCUCAUUUCCCUGAAUUAUCAGGGUUAAAACUAGAAUGGGACUAUAUAUUUCUUUGAAAUCUUUUAAGUUCUAAGAUAUAAGCAGCAAGGUAUCAGAUCUGUCAGUGGAAGCUGAUUUAAGCCAUAUUCUUUGGUGUGUACAUUCUUGAUCUGAUGCUUUGCAGUAGUAUUCUGCAGUUCAGCAAACUCCAAGGUCUGUAUUGUUGUGUCUUGAGGCACUGAAGUAGUUGUUGGAGAAUAUUACCGUGGUGAUGGAAGUUGCUAGUCUGUGGUAUGUGGACCUUUAGCUAAUUAUUUUAGCUUAGGUUAAUUACUAUAAAUAAUUUGUAGAAAUUCAUAAAAAGGACAGCAAGUUCUCAAAGAUGCAAAGGAUGUGAACAGAUAAUUCACUGAAGAACUAGCUAGUUUAUCAAAAAGUGUGUGCCUACCACAAUGUAUGAUACAGUGUUUAAUGAAUUAGCAUAUAGUAAUAUACUUAAUGAUGUCUGUUUAUGUUGAGUAUAGUAGUAUUUGCUAAUGUUCAUUUGAUGAAUGAACCUCAACAGUUAUCAAAAUUAACUAUUACUAUUGCAUAAUCUAAAAUUACAUAGGAAACAUAAACUUUAGGUUAACCAAGAAGAAAAUUUGUGUUGUGUAUUUGUAUACUUAUAUACAUUUUUAGAAAGUUUGAACAGGUAAAUACCAGGUGGCUUAUAGUAGUUUUCUGUGUGGUGGUGAAGGGUAAAGCUUGUGUUGGAGUGAAAACUCUAUAUUGUUUCUCCUUUUCUUUAUAAUGACCAUGUGUUAUCAGAAAAAAAAGUUUCCAUUAAAAAAGUAUUCAUACCUUUUGAACCUAUUAAUUCUUUUCUUUGGAAUUUAUAUUAAGAAAACAGUCAAAGGUAGAGAAAAUCAUGUGCAAAAAUACUAUUAUAACAAAAAAUUGGAAAUAUUCUAAUGUCUAACCUUAAAGGCAAGUAUGGAUGUCUAGCCAUUAAAGUUAUGUUUUCAAAAGACAAUGUAAUACAUAAUUGUAGAAUGUAAUUCUAUAAUUACAAUGUGUUCUGUUCCAAUGUAAUACAAAUUAUAGAAUAUAAAAAUGUCAGAAUACAUAGAGAAUAUGUGAAUACAACUGUAUAAAAAUUAC